UUUCUUCCGCAACGAUUUUCUCACCCGAUCAUUUUCCUUCGGUGAUUUUCCCUUCCACCAAACACUCCCCAAUCCCCUGCUCCUCGCCUCUAAAUCCUUGCGAUCGCUCAAGAUUCUGUCUUUCCUCUAACCGAUCUCAUUCGCCGUUGCAGUGGUAUCUUUGAGUUAGUGGUUGUGCGUUGUUUGUUUGCAUAAAUGCCUGUUGCAAAACUCAAGGCUGCCAGUUCUGCAGAUGUGAUGAAAUCAGAGGAGCCAAAUGAUUCUUUGGACACUUUCAUCAGACAAGCUGUUGGAAAAGAGCCUCUCCUUCCAUUUUCAAGGGCUGGAGACAGCUCAGUCCAAUGGAUUCAAUUGCUGCAUGCCUUGGAUCAACAAGAAAUUCCUGGCUGGCCUUUACUCACUACCCUAAAGGUGCAGAUGCAAAAGUGUGACAAGUGUUCGCGAGAAUUUUGUUCGCCUAUUAACUACAGAAGGCAUAUACGUGUGCAUCAUAGGUUUAAAAAGCUUGAUAAGGAUUCUGUUAAAAAUAGGGACUUACUAGCUGCAUUUUGGGACAAGCUUUCAGAGGAUGAGGCAAAGGAAGUUAUAUCACUUGCGGAUGUAGAAUUGGAGGAAGUUCCAGGAUCUUCAGUUAUAAAAUCAUUGACAACACUUGUAAAGAGAAUAGGGCUUCUUGCUGUGCCACAAGUUUGCUUGAGGGCAGGUUCUGCUCUUCUGGACCUUGUCCAAGCUAGACCCACAAGGUUUCCAAUAUCUUCCCGAGAAUUUUUUAGUAUCCUUGAUGAUUCAAGUGAGAGGACUUUCCUUUGUGGUGCAGCAGUAUCAAUGCAAAAAUAUAUUUUUGAUGGGGAAGCGGGAAAGAUUGGUCUUGAAACCAAGAACGUGGUUGCUUGUACCAGCUUCUUAGUAGAACAGAAAUUGGUUAAAGCAUGGCUUGCAGAUAAGGAUGCUGAAGCUUUGAGGUGCCAGAAGUUGCUAGUGGAAGAGGAAGAAGCUGCCCAGAAGAGGCAAGUUGAGCUUCUUGAGAGAAAAAGACAGAAAAAACUUAGGCAGAAAGAACAGAAAGCGAAGGAACAAAAACCCUGGGAGACGGAUGAAGGUAAGCAGAACUUGGAUAAUUCAUUGGAGGUUAAUACUUGGGCUGAAGCAUCCAGCUCUUCGGCUGCUUUUGAUAUUGAUGGACAAAAUGCAGUCAUAUCAACAGAUCAAGUUCUUCCAUCCCUAGAACCCAUUCCUUUCCCUAACCCUGAGGAGGGUGUUGAUGACAGAAUUCAGAUGGGGUUUAACAAUGGAUAUUGUGAGCCAGGAACUAGUCAGAAUGUCGAAAGACUAGUGGAGCCAGUAGAUGGAUGUCAUCGUAUAAUUGUUGCUCGAUGGCAGACUCCACCCAAAUCACAGCAUGUGGUGCUUAAUGGUUUCCAUGCUAAUCAUAAUUCUCAUGGAUUUAAGCUCGGAGGGAUGAAUAAAAAUGGAACAAACAGGGAAAGGACUGCCGCUAUGGGUAAUAGUAAUAAAAUGUGGAGCCGGAAAUCUAAAGCAAUAAAUGAUGGGGAGAGUUUGAAAAUUAGGGUAGAGAAACAAGCUGCAAAUCAACUAGAUCUGAAUAAUAAUCCAGAGCUUAUAAUUGGCUCUAUAUCUGUCCCAAUAGGAAAAAAUCUAGCUGAAGCCUGUGACAGGUACCCCGUGGAGUGUCAAACACCAAAGAGGAACAAUGUCCAGGAGAGAUUCAACAAGCAUGAUCAUAUUCAGGGUGUUACAAACCGAUCAAACAUUAAGUUUUGGAGGCCAGUGAGCCGACAAGAAAGAAAAACUUCACUGCCAGUCCAAAAUAGUAUUAGAGAAAUUGAGGUAGAAGUGAUCGCUGAAAAUGCAGUCCAGAUCUCGUCCAGUGAAAGCUGUCUAAGGCCAUCUGCAGUAGAUGAUAGUGAUGAUGUAAUAAGAAUGACUCUUUCUUCAACACUCGAGGAAAGGAUGCAACCAGGAAGCUUGCAGUUUGACAGCAAUGCUGCCAAGGCCUUUCUUGCUGGGAGAUGGAAGAAGGCUAUUGCAGGUGAACACGUGACCGUGGUUCUCUCCUCAAACCUUGAGCCUCCAGGGUGCUCAGAGGUUGAAGUUGACUCGUCAGAGAAAUGUACGGUUAAGGCGGGGGCUAGUGAGGAUUGGACUGUUGGGGCUGGCAUAUGCAAGUACAGAACGAAGCCUGAGAAGUGUGAAAAAAUGAAGUACAUUCCGAAACAAAGGUCUGUCACCUAGGAAGAGGAGGAAAGUGAGUGCAAUUUUUAUUAGCAUCAGAUCAUUAUCAUAUAUAAUAUACUAUUGCAGAGGCUCCAAGUUUUACCACCGGUCAGUCUUCUAUCGGAAAGUAAGAGGUUUUGGCAGCAUAUGUUUUAUGAUUCUCUCCUGGUUUCUUAAGGUGAUAGAGCAGUUUCAGCAGUCUUUAAAGAAUUUUCUGUUUUGCUAAUUGUUUUUAGUUGUCUAAUUUGUUGCUGUAAUAAAUUGGGUUCGCCCUCUUGGAAAGGUCUCUUCUGGGGUUCAAGUGUUAGUCCAUUUUUCUUAUGUUUUC
Hibiscus syriacus is the source of this 2563-nucleotide messenger RNA. RefSeq lists its product as uncharacterized. The transcript has 10 exons. The record is from RefSeq and is a predicted model, not a curated record. NCBI's taxonomy places the organism in Eukaryota, Viridiplantae, Streptophyta, Magnoliopsida, Malvales, Malvaceae. The coding region runs from base 196 to 2253 and encodes 685 amino acids.